Molecule: messenger RNA, 1155 nt
Organism: Ilyonectria robusta
Lineage: Eukaryota; Fungi; Ascomycota; Sordariomycetes; Hypocreales; Nectriaceae
Exons: 6
Coding region: 35-1069 (344 amino acids)
Source: RefSeq, a predicted model, not a curated record
CAGAACUGACAGGUCAAGGGAUCAUGACUCGAACAUGCCCAUCGUGGCGGAUUCUACGGAAUGGGAAGCUGUGAAGCCCGGAGGGCUUGCAGCAGCGAUUCUCGGCGUAACGAUUACUUUCUCCGUCCUAUGUAUUGUUGUUGUCGGCCUCCGCGUCAGCGCUAGGGUAUCAAUGGGAGUUUUCGGACUUGAGGACUGGCUCAUGUGCGUUGGAUUCACCCUCAAUAUGGUCCAUAAUGGGAUUGUUAUUUGGGGAACUUUUACAGGUAUCGGCACCUACGAUUCAAAGCUGAAUACCGCGGCGAUGAUAGAAGGGGCUAAGGUUUGUGUCGGAUCCGUAUUCAUCAAGGCUAGCAUCUGCGCGACAUUGGCACGAAUUGCUACGCAGCGCCGAUACAUCUACACUCUUUGGGGGCUUGUUGCUGUAUCAGUCAUAGCUACCCUGGUUGCCAUUUCUGCAGUCUUGGUCCGGUGUAAGCCGGUAGCAGCGUCGUGGAAUUCUGCUCUAGGAACGUGUAUUGACGAAUCCAUCAUUAUUGCCUUGACAUAUGCUGUCUCGGUAAUUAAUAUCGUGACGGACUGGGCUGUCGCAAUUAUCCCAGUAUUCAUCCUCUGGAAUCUCCAGUUGCGGAAGACCCUCAAGAAGAUGAUUGCACUGGUCCUAGGCCUUGCUGUGCUGGCUUCUAUUGCGACCAUCAUUCGAAUGCCAUACUCCCCAGUCUAUUCCCACACUACCAAUCUACUACAUGACAUCGGAAACAUCAUCCUAUGGACUGUAGUCGAAUGCGAUCUUGGUAUUAUCGCGGGCUCGCUGCCAAUGCUCCGAACGUACAUCCGGAAGUUCGCCAAGGACGAGAGCUCCCAUCAAGGGGGUUCAGGAGACUUGAAUCUGGUGACAAUUGGGAGGGUCAAGGGGAAACACCACCCGAUCCAUGACGCUGAAUUUAUGGUCACCGCAGUUGGUGGUGAUGAUCGUGAGAACGCCAAGGAUGAUGAAAGUACGAAACAGAUGAUUAAGGUCACGAGGAGGAUAGAUCAGGUUUCAAGCAAAGGUUAUGAGCAGGUUUAGUGCCAAGGCUUAAUGCCAUACUUGAUAAACGAAUGAGACGGACAAGCAAGUGAGAUACCGAACUGCAAUUGACUCAUAGCUUAGCC